UUUAACCAUGAAAGGACAUGCGUAGAUUAUUAGCAGUUAUAUCAAAUUAAACUACUGGGGCCAAGGCGUAACUUUCUAAAGAUUUCACGUUUUCUAUAUUGAUGGCACGACUAGCCAAGAAAACGAGUAAGCAUCAAUUCCUUCGAUCGCUGGGCAAUAAUUAACACUCAAUUAAAAUGCCUUAUGGAAUGAGUGCGGCCUGGCCACAUGGUACUAUUUUCAUAGAACUGAGUUAUAUUACUACUACAUAUGUACGGUUUUUGAUUUAUGAGCUAAGUUUUUCUUGUUAUUUCAGCACAGCCUCAAGUGAAUCCCUAAAGAUACAAAAGAAUGUCAAGAAAAUAGAUAAGAAAUUCUAAACAAUGGUUAGAAAAUCGUGUAGGAAACCGAUUUGAUCUGGAAAAUGGUGCAACGAAGUACUCCGUGAAAGUACAUUUAAUUGCGGAAAAAAAAAACACAUACGAGGGACGAUCAGGGUAUUUCUCGUAUUAACUUCUUUUGAUUGUACCAAAGUCCCAUAGUUUUUCCUAAUAUGGAUAGGCAAAGAUAUAAUCCCAAACUUCCAGAAAAGGAAUAGAUAACUAAUACAUGCGAAGAAGCCAGAUUAAACAGGAACUCUACCCACGUGUUAGUCGCAACACUAAAAUAUAACUAACAAGGGAAAUUCGUCUGUAGACAGAAAAGAUCUUGUUAUUAACAUUUAUUGUUAGGCACACGAGGGGGGGUAUUACAAAUGCUGCCAAGCUUGAUUGCCAAGACAGAAAAGCGUGCAGGGAUUUAUUGAUUAUAAUGCGAGUAAAAAUUUCAGAUAGAUCAAUAAAAUUU
This is a messenger RNA of Spathaspora passalidarum NRRL Y-27907, 825 nucleotides long. RefSeq lists its product as uncharacterized. The coding region runs from base 177 to 359 and encodes 60 amino acids. Lineage: Eukaryota; Fungi; Ascomycota; Pichiomycetes; Serinales; Debaryomycetaceae. The record is from RefSeq and is a predicted model, not a curated record. The transcript is spliced from 2 exons.